UGUGUGUUUUAGGGACACAGGUUUGGAAUUAUUUCGUACUCACAUUGUGAGCGACACGGUGGUACAGAAACGCACUGUAGAUGGAGUUUUGGAGCAGAUAGAACUGGAGCGGAAUGGGGAGACGGUGGAUCGCAGUUUGCUCAGGAGCUUGUUGGGCAUGCUGUCAGACUUGCAGGUUUAUAAAAAUUCCUUUGAGGAGAGGUUUUUGGUGGAGACAAAUCGUUUGUAUGCAGCAGAGGGACAGCGGCUCCUGCAGGAAAGAGAUGUACCUGAGUAUUUGCAUCACGUGGCUCGACGCUUAGAGGAGGAGAAUGAUCGAAUCGUCAGCUACCUCGACCAGAGCACCCAAAAACCUCUUAUCACCUGUGUUGAAAAACAACUUCUAGGAGAACAUAUGACAGCAAUACUACAGAAAGGUUUGAGCACCCUGCUGGAUGAGAACCGUGUCACUGAGCUCUCCCUCCUCUACCAGCUGUUUAGUAAAGUGAAGGGAGGACUUGCUACACUGCUGCAGUUCUGGAGGGAUUACAUCAAGGUACAGUCAAUAUAUGCACUACGUAUCAAAGGUCCCCAACCAUCAGGCCUAGCAAAGAAAUAACGAAUUACAUAUCCCUUGCAUUUUAUUCAUUAUUGGUGCAAAUUAUGUUUAAUUUCUUUAAAUGAAUUGAUUAUCCCAUAUUUACUUUUUGGCACAUUUCAAAAUGCCUGUUAAAAUAAGUCUUUGGAGAACUUAAGAAAGGGAAAAAGAUUUGAAGAGGAGAAAAAAGACAAUGCUUUAGUUUUCAUAAUAAAAGAAAGUUGCAUUCACAGUCCUUUGUGUGGUAUGGGUGUCAAACCCUGUCUGUAUAUUAUGUGGCGUUCAGUGUGCAAAUUCUGUCUAAAACUGUCAGUAGUUA
Cynoglossus semilaevis (tongue sole) is the source of this 896-nucleotide messenger RNA. Its product is annotated as cullin-4A-like. Gene Ontology annotation, biological process: ubiquitin-dependent protein catabolic process. The record is from RefSeq and is a predicted model, not a curated record. NCBI's taxonomy places the organism in Eukaryota, Metazoa, Chordata, Actinopteri, Pleuronectiformes, Cynoglossidae. The coding region runs from base 158 to 598 and encodes 146 amino acids. The transcript is spliced from 5 exons. Gene Ontology annotation, molecular function: ubiquitin protein ligase binding.